GUCUGGAACGAUCGCGAACAUCCGGGCUUAGUGGACCCCACGCAAGCUUUCGUCUUCUGCUCAAACAUCGCCGAUCUCUUCACGCACUUUUUUGUGAUAUUCUUGUCGCCGCCCGUCUUUGAGAUCGAGAUCGCUCAAGCCUUGAUGAUCAGCGCAUACCAGAUGCUGGCAUCGCUUGUCAACUACGACCGCUACCAAAGCUUCGAGUCGUUUUGCCAAAGACGCUUUCGAUGUGGGUCGCCCGUCCUCGGCAUGCACUUGAUUAGGAACUUCCACGACUGGAUCCCAUGGAGUCUCCGCCUCCUAGACUUCUGGAGUCGCCA
Molecule: messenger RNA, 323 nt
Organism: Symbiodinium pilosum
Lineage: Eukaryota; Dinophyceae; Suessiales; Symbiodiniaceae
Source: the annotation of a GenBank genome assembly